Oncorhynchus mykiss (rainbow trout) is the source of this 1188-nucleotide messenger RNA. RefSeq names its product thioredoxin domain-containing protein 17. NCBI's taxonomy places the organism in Eukaryota, Metazoa, Chordata, Actinopteri, Salmoniformes, Salmonidae. Gene Ontology annotation, cellular component: cytosol. The record is from RefSeq and is a predicted model, not a curated record. Gene Ontology annotation, molecular function: protein-disulfide reductase [NAD(P)H] activity.
GUGGGUGUCACGUGUCCUACUUAUAACGAGUGCACCCGUAACAACCUAAGAAUUACGAAACAUAUAUUAAAUCAACUAAACAUCACGUAGCAAAUAAGCCAUUAACCAAAUUCGACACUCUUUGACAUCCAUACAAAAACUCCUCACUUGGUGGGCAAAAAUGGCACGGAGACAGAUUUCCCUCCGAGUUGAGCCUCUCUCUUUACCUCUUACACUCUGCUUGUAGUAUUUUAGAAGCGAACAUAGGGCGAAGAGUCCAUGUCGUAUUUGUUAUUGCAUGAAAUGCUUCAUACCUGCUUGCCUAGCCUACGAUAAUUGAUAAUACUGCUUCUUAUUCUAUAUCAUCAUGUCUCAUUACGAAGAAGUAAAGGUCCAUGGUUAUGAUGAAUUUUGCAAAGCCGUGUCUGAGAGGAAAGGAAAUGACAUAUUUGCAUAUUUCUCUGGUGAUAUAGACACUCAAGGGUUGAGCUGGUGUCCAGAUUGUGUGAAAGCUGAGCCAAUUGUUAGAGGAGAGAUGUCCCACCUUCCUGAGGGCUCAGUCUUCUUCUACUGUCAGGUUGGAGAGAGGCCCUAUUGGAAGGAUCCCAAUAAUGAAUUCAAGAAGACUCUGAAGCUCAGUGGAGUUCCCACUCUGAUCCGAUAUGGCACGCCUCAGAAGCUGGUUGAGGAGGAGUGCUUCAAAGCUGACCUGGUGAGGAUGAUGUUCACUGAGGACUAGAGGGCUACAGCGGACCACACUCACCCUGCACUUGGUCAUCUUCCAUUUCCCCCUCUCCUGAGAUCCAGUCCAAUCACCUUUUCACUACACUUGAUUGAAUUGAUUGUUUCUUUGGAAUUCAAAUACACACUCCUCUCCCUGCGAGGUAGUGUUAAUCAGUGAAUGUGUUGCUAUUCUUACAUGGAAAUAAAAAGAAACUAUAACAUAACCAGAGGCCUUGGUAGAGCUAGCUGACUGCUUUUAGAACUUGAUGUUUCAUUUAGUAAAUUAAAUAGAAGAGUUAUAAUAACAUAGCCCACCAGACAAAUUGUGUCAAAUGAAUUGAAUCUCAUCAAUUGAUGAUUCUUGUUUCUUACUUACGGCAGUAAUCUAUAGAGUGAGGAUAUAAACUGAAGCAUUACCUGGUAUACUGUGAUUGUUAUAGUGUAUAACUUAGUCAAAUGAAAAUAAAUGAUGGCUGGAUGAAAACA